Molecule: messenger RNA, 972 nt
Organism: Puma concolor (puma)
Lineage: Eukaryota; Metazoa; Chordata; Mammalia; Carnivora; Felidae
Gene: CYRIA
Product: CYFIP related Rac1 interactor A
Biological process (GO): regulation of actin filament polymerization
Molecular function (GO): small GTPase binding
Source: RefSeq, a predicted model, not a curated record
AUGGGAAACCUGCUCAAAGUCCUUACCAGAGAAAUUGAAAACUAUCCACAUUUUUUCCUGGAUUUUGAAAAUGCCCAGCCCACGGAAGGAGAGAGGGAAAUAUGGAACCAGAUCAGCGCCGUCCUCCAGGAUUCUGAGAGCAUCCUCGCAGACCUGCAAGCUUACAAGGGCGCGGGGCCAGAGAUCCGAGAUGCGAUUCAAAAUCCCAACGACAUCCAGCUUCAAGAAAAAGCUUGGAAUGCAGUGUGUCCUCUGGUUGUGAGGCUAAAGAGAUUUUAUGAAUUUUCCAUAAGGCUAGAAAAAGCUCUUCAGAGUUUAUUAGAAUCUCUGACCUGUCCGCCCUACACACCGACCCAACACCUGGAGAGGGAGCAGGCCCUGGCGAAGGAGUUUGCGGAAAUUCUUCAUUUUACCCUUCGAUUUGAUGAGCUCAAGAUGAGGAACCCGGCCAUUCAGAAUGACUUCAGCUACUACAGAAGGACGAUAAGUCGCAACCGCAUCAACAACAUGCAUCUAGACAUUGAGAAUGAAGUCAAUAAUGAGAUGGCCAAUCGAAUGUCCCUCUUCUACGCAGAAGCCACGCCAAUGCUGAAAACCCUCAGCAACGCCACCAUGCACUUUGUCUCCGAAAACAAAACCCUGCCAAUAGAGAACACCACAGACUGCCUCAGUACGAUGACAAGUGUUUGUAAAGUCAUGCUGGAAACACCGGAGUACAGGAGUAGGUUUACAAGCGAAGAAACGCUGAUGUUCUGCAUGAGGGUGAUGGUGGGAGUAAUCAUCCUCUAUGACCACGUCCAUCCCGUGGGAGCUUUCUGCAAGACAUCCAAGAUCGAUAUGAAAGGCUGCAUAAAGGUUUUGAAGGAACAGGCCCCGGACAGUGUGGAGGGGCUGCUGAAUGCCCUCAGGUUCACUACAAAGCACUUGAAUGAUGAAUCGACUUCCAAACAGAUUCGAGCAAUGCUUCAGUAG